AUGACAUGGAUACCAACUGAUUCCUUUUUAAAAGGUAUCAUUAUUAAAUCAUUUUUACCAAAUGAUAAACAUCCAAAUUUGAGAAAUAUCAAUUAUCAAAAUUUAUACCCUGGGGAUCAAGUAUUUAUAUUUGAAACAAAUGAUGAUAAAUGGGCAAGAGGUUAUGUUAUUCAAAAACCAUUUCCUAAUGAUUUCAUAGUAACCUCAGUCAAUCUCGAUGCUUUACCACUUGAAAAAAUAUCAACAUGUAUUUUCCCAUUAAAAUAUGUUAAAAUUGAAUGUGAAAUUCCAUUUGAUCAAGUUGAAAUAAAUAGAAAAUUUAAUAAUUAUUCAAAUGAAGCUACUCAAGUUCCAUCAAUUAAAGAUUCAGAGAAAGAUUAUAAAGAUGCUACUGGAAGCUGGGGUCAAUCUCAAGAUCAAUCUGGUAAAGAGCCAACACCUCAAUUACCAGCUCAAAAAGAUCAAAGUAAUGAAAAUAUUUUAGAUGAAAUUAAAUACUCAUUAGAAUUGUUGAAUUCUCAUAUUUUUACUUUGUAUUCAAUGGGUGAAUUUAGAUUAUUUUCCAAAUUAUCACAAAUUUAUUUUGAAUUACACGAGACUAGAAUUAAAUUAGUUAAAGAAUUAUUAACUGAUGAUGAAGCACAAGUUGCAAGAGAAACAGCUACAUAUUUAUUAAAUAAAAUACCUAAAAAAUUGGCAUCAAAAGCAGCUAGGUUAAAUCUGAAAAGUUAUGAUUUAGAAAAUGAAAAUAGUGAUACAAGCGGAUAUAAAUCAAUUCUAUCAAGAGAUGCUGAAACUGGUGAAGUAUUAACUUUAGAAACUGCAACACCUUCAAGAAUAGCAUUAAAUAAUGAACUAAGUUCAUUACUUCUUAAUUUCCCAAUUAAUGCUCAUCAUUCAAUAUCUAAAUAUUCAUUAAAACCACCAAAGAAUAAAAAAUUUUAUCAUGAACCACCAUCACAUAUUUUAGUUGAUUUUAAAUCAGUUUCUGGUUCUUCUGCUUAUCAACCUCCUGGCUUUGCAGGUAUGAUUGCUUAUAUGUACAUUAGAAACAAUAAAAAAAGAUUAACUGAAGCGUUUGCAGUUCAUACAAAUUCAGUUGAUGAUUUAGUUCAAGUUGAAAAAAUUAGUGCUGCAUUAUUUAGAAAUUUACCUGCAAGUGAAAUUGAUAAUAAUCGUGUUUAUUUAGUUGUUGUAUUAACAGAAGAAAUUGAUUUAAAUUUGAACAAUACUCAUUUACCAUCAAUUAAAAGAGUUAAAAAGGGAGUUGCAGCUGGUGUAGCAGAUAUAACUAGAAUUUUUUCAAGAAAUGAAGGAUCUUUACAAUCGGGAGAAGCUCAUCAUUUUUCAAUCAAAUUAUUUGGAUCAUAUAUGAAUAGAAAACCGUCAACUGGUGAUAUUAAAGGUGUUGUUAAUAAUGGUUGGGGUGAAUUGGUUGAUCGUAUCAUUUCUGGUUCUUCUCAUGGUGUUGCUGUUAAUCCAAGAGCUGAGAAAUUAGUAGUCACAGUUAAAGAAUUUAAACAUCAAUUUAAUGGUUCAAAUAAUGUUAAUCAAAUUUCUUCAAGUGCUCCAAUUUCAAGAAUUAAACCAAUUUUCUUUGAUCCAUUAGCUGAAAAUUAUGAAAGAAUUUAUUUAAGUAUGGGAAAAGUAUCAUUAUUAAAUAAUAAUACAAAAGAUGAUUUAUUGACUUUAGAAAUUCAUACUCCAAAUAAUGAAUUAAUUACAUUUGCAAAAGCUUCUAAUCAACAAGAGAAAAGACAUUGGCAGUUUAUUUCAAUUUUUCCAGAUGAAGCAAUUGGUGAAAUUGUUAAAAUUAAUGGUGUAGCAUUAAAGAAUAAUUCCAAAAAGAUUCCAAAAGAUGAUCAUAUUAUUCUUUCUUUAUUUGUUAAUGGUGUUUUAGCUGGUGAAGGUAGAUUAUUAUAUAAAUCAGGUAAUAGGUUAGUUGAAUUUAACAAGAAGAAAACUCAUACUAUUGAAAUUAUAUCAACUGCUCAUAAUAUUCCUAUGGCACAUGUUGAAAUUAAUACUGAAUAUAUUGGAAAAGUAUUCAAUUCUGAUAUUUCAAUUGAUAAUAUUUUCCAGUAUGAAAGAUUUUUCCAAUUGGGUCAAAAAGGAAUUGAAGAGUUAUCAAAUUCAUUAGCUACAUUUACAAAAUUGGGAAUUGCACAAUUGGUCAAAUAUUUUCCUGAAUUGUUGAGUUCUUUAUAUGGUAUUAUUGAUCUUGCUGCUAAUCAUUCUGGUCCUUGUAUUGAAAUACUUGAUGAUAAUACAUUUAAAGCUGUUGUUCAUUUAUUAGAUACUACAUUUGGAAUACAAGAUGAAUAUUUUCAUUUGAUGGAUAAUUUCGAAGCUAGAUAUGUAAGAUCUGACCAAGUUGGAAUAUUUUUAUUAACUAAAAUUGGAGAAAUUUUUGCAAGAGUUCAAUCUAACUGGAAUUCAGUAUCAAGAGCAGUAUGUAGAAUCAUGUCGAUAUUAAUGAGAUUAUCUAUCUCAGCAAUUAAGAAAGUUUCAGAAAAGGAUAAUUAUUUCAGAUUAUUAAACCAAUUAUUUAAAAAUGUUGCACAAUUUUUAACCAUUGAUUCUUUGACAUUAAUUGAUGAUCAAACUUUAUUAAUGGAUAUUGUUGAUUAUGUAUUUGCAUUUAGAGUAAAUUUAGAUGAAACCAAAAUUUUGAAAUUCAUGAUUACAUUUAUUGAUUCAAUUGGAUCAAGAGGUUUAGGUGUUGAUGAACCAAAUUUUGAUGGAUCUUCAAAUCAACAAUUGAUAAAACAACAUAAAUUGGUAAUUAAUAAAUUAUUAUUAAUUUUAAGAUUAUUAAAUACUUCAUUAACUAAACAAGUUGAUACUCAAUCAAUUUUAAUUUCGAAAGCUGUUGUUUGGUCAAUGGAUAUAUUUUUAGGUCCUACAGAUAUUGAAGCUAGUAGAUUAGCAUGCAGUAUUAUAAUUUCAAUUUGUAAUUUAUUAUCAGAAAGGAUUAAUAAUAAUAAUGCAACUCAAAAUGAUAUUGAAUUAUGUUUUUCAUUAACUAAAUUCUUACCUGCAAUUUCAAGCACUUUCAUUAAAUAUAACAAAAUUACAAGAGGUAAUGGAUCAUUUAAACCUAAAAGAAUAGUUACUCAAUUAUUCCCCAUGACUUAUCCAUUUACUGAAUUUUCAAUAGAUUCAGUUGUUAAUGAUGAAAUAUUAGUUGAAAUUUUAGUUGAAUUAGCUACUUGUUUCACAUCUGUCGCUAGAAUUGGUAAAAAAGCAUCUGGAAAUGAAGGAUUAGCUAAAGUUUUAUCAACUCAUAUUGAAAAUGAUUUUUUUGAUUCAAAUAAGUAUUUAGUUGCCAAUUUUGAAAGUGAAGAUAUUUUAACUGUUAUUUCAGGUAUUAGAUAUAUGAGAUUAGGUAAAUAUUAUCCAGAUGAUAAAUGGUUAUCAUUAGCUGGUGUUAUAGCUGAAGGCUGUUUAUGUGCGUUAGAAUUAAUUAGAACAUUAAUUUUAACUUAUCAACUACCUACUUUAGAACAAUCAGAAAUGUUUGAUAGAAUAUUAUGGGGUAAUUAUUUUAGAAGUUUAUUAAAAUUAGCAGUUGUUCCAUCUGUUGCCAUUGAACAUUUAUCAGAUAUACCCAAAAGAGCUUGUCAUGCAAUUACAAAAGAUGUACGUAGUAGAAUUGCAUUUUUAAUUAAUGAAGCAUGGGAUUCGUUAGCUUGGGAUGCAACAGAAGAAGAUGUUGUCCGUUUCAAUCUUAAAAAAUUUGGUGGUUAUCAAGUUGAAUUUAUUAAUGGUGAAUAUGGUAUAUUAUCUGAUUUAAUGUUAUUUGCAUUACAAAGAGAUCAAGAAUGUCAAGCAGUUUCAGUUAAAAUAUUAUGGACAAUUAUUAUUUCAGAAUAUAUUCUUAGUGAAAAUUUAAAAGAAGUUGAAAAACAAUGUUUAUUAGGAUUACAUGAAAUUUAUCAUAAAUCGUCAUAUAAACCAUCAAUGGAAGAUCAAAAUAAUUUUAUCGAUAGAUUAAAGGCUACAAUUAGAUUAGAUGGAGAAGAUGUUGCAUUUGGAUUAAUUUAUGGAUUUAUUAAAAGUUUUCAAGCAUUUUGUAGUACUUUGAACUACUAUUCAAGUGUUCCAAUUGGUUCUGAAUUUGAUGAAGAUAGAACAUUUCAUGAAAUUAAAUUAUUAGCACAGAUUAAAACUUCUGGAAAACCAGAAUUAUUCAAUUCAUUUAUAAAUACAAUGUAUGAAAAAAAUUUAUAUAAGAAUGAUUACGUUCAAGCUGCUUUAAGUUUAGAAUUAUUAGCUUCUACAUAUGAAUGGGAUCAUCAUAAAAUUGUACCAAUGAGUUUUAGACCUAAGCUCCCAGAACAGUCAUCAUUCGAAAGAAAAGAAAUUUUAUAUAAAAUGAUUGCUUCAAAUUUUGUCAAGGGUCAAUCAUUAGAAAAAGCAGCAGAUACAUAUAAUGAAUUAUUAGAUUCAUAUAAUGAACAUACUUAUGAUUUAAAAUCUUUUGCUUAUGUUCAUAAUAAAUUAGCACAAUUAUAUUUAGAUUUAGAAGUUUCUGAUAAAUUAACACCAAAUUAUUUCAGGGUUGAAGCAAUUGGAACUGGAUUCCCAUAUUAUAUGAGAAUAAUAGCACAAAUUUACCAAGGUUUACCAUUUGAACAUAUUACUUCAAUGCAUGAAAGAUUAUUGAAGAUAUUUCCUGGAGCUGGUAUAAUUAGUGAUGAUACAGAAGCACAAAAGAUGAAAGAAAAUAAUGUAACAGGUAGAUAUUUACAUGUUAAAAAAGUUGAACCAAAUUAUGAAUUUAGUGAUAAAUUAUUUAAUACUACUCUUGGUGUUAGAUCAUAUGCUAGAAAUAAAGAUUUAAGAAAUUUUGUAAGUCUUAAAAGAAUUCCGGGCUCAACUUCAGUAUUUGAUCUAUGGACAGAAGAAACUACAUAUGAAUGUUGGUUAUCAUUUCCUACAUUAAUGAAUAGAAGUUUUAUCAAGGGGGAUAAAACAAUUAAAUUAUCACCGUUGGAUAAUGCAAUUAGAACAUUAACUAGUAAAAAUGAUGAUUUAAUGCAAUUGGAAGCUAUGAUAAAUGCAUCAAUUAAAGAUAAAGUAGAUUAUUCAAAUGCGUUCAAUGAUUUAUCUAGACAAUUGGCCGGUACUGUUGAUUCGCCAGUAAAUGGAGGUGUUGGACAAUAUAGAUUAUUCUUUACUGAUUCAAAAUAUCAAAAUAAUGAAGAAAAUAAUAGAAAAACAAUAACUUUAAAAAACGCAUUUAAUGAUUUGGUUAUUAUAUUGAAUAGAUGUUUAAUUUUACAUGGUAAAUAUGUACCCAAUUCAAUGAAAGCAUCACAUGAAGCAUUGACAAAUUUAUUUAAUAAAAAUUUUAAAGAAGAAAUUGAAGCUUUGAAAUUGACUCAGGAUGAAAAGAUUACAACAGCUUCAAGAAUAUCAAUAUUUCAAGAUAAACGUUCUACAUCAAAUUCAUCAAUUAUAAAUGGUGGGAAUGGAAGUUCAAUUACUGCUCAAUCAAUUCCACAUUCCGCAUCAACCUCAAAAUUACAUAGAUCAUUAUCUAAUAGUUCAUCAAGUCAUAGAUCUGAAAAGACUUCAACAAUUGGUUAUUCAACAUAUACAUCUACAAAUGGAUCAGGAUAUAGUGGACUACCAUCAAAUCAAAGAACUACCACUUCAAAUGGGACAAAACUAUCACAAAAUACUAAAAAGACUGCUAUAAAUGGAGACUGGUAA
Messenger RNA from Insectozyma verbasci, 5721 nucleotides. The record is from the annotation of a GenBank genome assembly. NCBI's taxonomy places the organism in Eukaryota, Fungi, Ascomycota, Pichiomycetes, Serinales, Debaryomycetaceae.